AUCCUACUCAUUAUUUAUGAUGUGUUCCCUGAUGCAUGCAAAGAGCUUUAAGAUGCAGGUGAGCAGGUAGUGUCUUCCCCAGCAGAUGUAGCUGAAAGAAUUGACAGAAUUUUUACAAUGUUGCCUAUGAGUGUCAAUGCAAUAGAAGAUUAUUCUGGAGCAAAUGAAAUUCUAAAAAAAGUGAAGAAAGGCUCACUUUCCAUAGAUUGCAGUACUAUCGACGCCACAGUUUCAAGAGAAUUGGCCAAAGAAGUUGAGAAAAUGGGAGCAGUUUUCAUGGAUGUCCCUGUUCCUGGUAGUGUGGGAGCUGCUCUGUCUGGAAACCUCCUAUUUUUGGUGGGAGAAGUCAAAGAUGAAUUUGCUGCUACAAAGAGUUGCUGCGGUGCAUGGACUCCAAUAUGGAGUACUGUGGAGCUGUUGGGACUGGGCAGGCUGCAAAGAUCUGCAACAACAUGAUUGCUAUUAGUAUGAUUUCAACUGAUGAAGCUAUGAAACUUGGAAUCAAGUUAGGGCUUGACCCAAGACUGCUGGUUAAAAUCCUAAAUAUG
Messenger RNA from Leopardus geoffroyi (Geoffroy's cat), 548 nucleotides. RefSeq names its product 3-hydroxyisobutyrate dehydrogenase, mitochondrial-like. The coding region runs from base 118 to 456 and encodes 112 amino acids. Gene Ontology annotation, molecular function: NADP binding; 3-hydroxyisobutyrate dehydrogenase activity. Gene Ontology annotation, biological process: L-valine catabolic process. The transcript has a single exon. The record is from RefSeq and is a predicted model, not a curated record. Lineage: Eukaryota; Metazoa; Chordata; Mammalia; Carnivora; Felidae. Gene Ontology annotation, cellular component: mitochondrion.